This is a messenger RNA of Venustampulla echinocandica, 2616 nucleotides long. RefSeq lists its product as uncharacterized. NCBI's taxonomy places the organism in Eukaryota, Fungi, Ascomycota, Leotiomycetes, Helotiales, Pleuroascaceae. The transcript has 5 exons. Gene Ontology annotation, molecular function: serine-type peptidase activity. Gene Ontology annotation, biological process: proteolysis. The record is from RefSeq and is a predicted model, not a curated record. Bases 1 to 2616 code for a protein of 871 amino acids.
AUGAUGAUACGGUCGCUCUUUUCCGCUCCCCGCGUGCUCCUUUGGUGCCUGGCGGGCACACAGGUAUGCGCUGCGCCGGCCUCCAGUUCGGAUACUGCAACACCAGCCAGAGCAACUGCCGAUCCCUCUUCGACAGCAUGUGGGGAUAUAGUAAAUUCAGGCAGAAUCUAUUUUAAAGCGAGUGAUAUUUACGAGUGCCUGAUUUCGGUUCCAUUCAAUGCAGCUGUUGCCACUGGAUUUAUCGACUACUACAUCGACACAAUCCAGUUUCAAUCCACCUUGGCCUAUCUCAAAAACCCCCCAUCGAGUUAUCAGCGUCAUCCGGUGGAUCUGGUUGCCGGUCUCAAUAAAAUAAAGCAAUCUAUCACCACCGGGGCAUUUGCGAACCAGUAUGAGUUUGAGGCCGCUCUUCAGAGAUUAAUAUAUUCAGCCCACGACACCCACCUUGACCUUACAGCGGGGAUCCUUGGAGCGUUUUCCUUUGGCGCACCAGUGGCUAUUGUCUCGGUGUCCCUGGACGGAACCCAACUUCCCAAGAUUUACUUUUCCGAUGACAUUUCCGACAGCCAAAACGAUGGUACUUGGCAGCCAUCAGCGAUAUCAAAGAUCAAUGGUCAGAAUUCCAUGGACUACCUUCAACAAUAUGCUGCAGACAAUGCUGUAGGUGGUCUUGAAUCGCAUGCGGAUUUCAAUCAAUUGGUUGCCAGUCCCGCACUGGAUAUUCAAGGGUAUUUCCCCAUUUGGACAGGUGCCGGGACAUUCUACCCAGGAGAUACCCUUACAUUUGUUUUUGAGAAUGGGACCAGCGUCGGGCCUAUGCCAUGGAUUGGUGUAUAUAAUAGUCCGGGAGAAACAGGCCCCUUGGAAACAGGCGGUGAUUUCUACAACUUUUUUGUGCUAGGGUACUAUCCAGCCUCAUAUGUCCCUUGGACGAAUGAUGAACCUACCGACGACUCCACGGAUCCUUCUGCAGCUACUUCGACUUUCCCCGCCGCAACAAGCACCUCCAUGGCCAGCCCCACCCCAUCCUCAUGGAACCACUCAGCUUAUCCAAGCGCCCCUGAUGUUGUUCAACCUGAUCUUGGUAUUUUUGGUACAGGAUCUUUGUCAGGCUAUUUUCUCAAUAGUUCGUCAAUCGCUGUUCUCAGUAUCCCCAGCUUCUAUAUGAAUCCAGAAGCAGUUGAUGACUUCUCAAAUACCGUGGCUCAAUUUCUGUCGUCGAGCAAGGCUGCCGGUAUGAAGAAGGUAGUCAUCGAUUUGCAGCAGAACGGUGGUGGAGACAGCCUGCUUGCAUGGGAUACUUUCAAACAAUUCUUCCCGACAAUCGACCCUUAUGGGGGAAGCAGGUUGCGAGCCCAUGCAGCUGCAAACUCUAUGGGAUCGACAAUAACCGGAUAUUUCGAUGAGCUGGAUGAGGAGUACUAUGACUUUUACGGUUUAUAUGCCAACGAAUGGGUCUCAUCAACCCGUAUUAAUGUGACUACAAACCGGAACUUCACCUCAUGGGCCGAAUUCUUUGGCCCUCAUCCAGCAAACGGUGAUAUUUUCACCAGUGUGCAACGGUAUGAUCUAAACAAUAUAUUGUUUGACACGCUAUCGGUUGGAAGCCCAAAUAAUUCGUUUAGCGUGUAUGGGUCUGCUGGCCGACCCGCGAAUGCAACUCAGCCAUACGCUGCAAAUGAUAUCAUCAUCCUCUCAGAUGGGCUCUGCUCAUCUACAUGUGCACUAUUUAUGGAAAUGAUGCAUCAUGAAGCAGGGGUCAGGACUGUUGUCGCUGGCGGCCUGCCCGUGUACGGGCCUAUGCAAGCACCCGGUCUCACUCGUGGUGCGCGCUCCUACGGCAUGGAUAUUCUUGACGCAAACAUUGAUUAUGCUGAGGCGCUGUUAGAGUGGGAAAAGGACCCUAAUCCCUUCUUUCUACCGAAUAGAACGGAAGCUUUGGACGUUUUCGUGUUGGCGGGAUCAAUCAACCUUCGAGACCAGGUCAGAAAAGGCGAGGAUAUUCCCUUGCAAUUCGUGUAUGAAGCUGCAGAUUGCAGGAUUUUCUAUACGCCACGGACUGUCUUCAACUAUACAGCGCUCUGGCAAUAUGCCGCUGACGCUAUCUGGACAAACCCAUCCCUAUGCAUCAAGGACUCUACUGGUUUCUCAUCAAUCAACACCACAAAAACAGCAAUACCGACAGCGUCCGCUCCCCCCUCAGAAACCCCCAGCCCAGCACCAGCCAAACUCGGCUCCAUCAUCAUGUCAAUGAUCUCAAGUCCCUCAGCGAACCAGAAGCCCAUACUCGACUCAAAAUUCCAAGUACGAAGUACCUCUCGCGAUGGACAGCCGUGUCCUACAAAUGGCGAGUGCGGGAAGGGCUUUUUCUGCUUUCAAACAUUCACCACAUGCGCAAGCGGGAAGCCCACGCUAGUGCCAACCUGUGUGCCGAGAUGCUCCGUCAACCAAGAGAGAUGUUCCAACAAUGCGUACUGCCAGCCUCUGCAAAAAGAGGAAUCUGAUCUCCAAAGCAGUUUCGUGGUUGUUUCCGGAUUUUGUCGACCUCCAAGAAGCGUCUGUGCUCCAUCCACGAACAGUAAAGUCAAGUCUGGCAUGCCUGCCCCUCCUCAUUAA